AAAAGUUUGACAUGUGUAAAAAUUUUAGCUCGUACUAAGCAAAUUAUGGAAUUAUUUGUAUGGGAUGGCGAUUUCGGACUUGUAUCCUUACACUGCGACUGCAUACGUGUAAUUGCCUACGCUAUACUGACAAACGCCCCCGUUAAAGUUGUGUUCUGUCGGAAUCCCUGCUACGACUACCCAAUUCUGCGUACAAAUUCCGAAAAGUUGGUCAAUUACGGCGAAAUCGUAAGAUAUCUGCAAAACGAAUUGUAUAUUCUCGAUGCAGAACUGGACGAAAAACAGGAAAGUGAGUCAUAUGUUUUUCUAAAUAUGCUCACUUUACAUUUAAAACCUGUACUGGAGUACUUGCACUGGUUAAAUGAUACCAAUUACGAGACGUUCAUGAGAAUGUGGUACGCCAAAGUCAUACCGAUACCGUUGCUGAACUGCGUGUACCCAGCAAGACGAAGAAGGUCAGCACAGGAGUUUUUCGAAAGUUUGUACCCGCACCUGGACCGUGGAGCAAUCGAGGUUGACUUACUGAAGAAAGCCCAAGAUUGUUUCUUCUCCCUAAGUACGCGACUGGAAAAGAAGCCUUACUUUCACGGAAGCUCUCCCACUACCAUAGAUACAGCAAUCUUUGCCUACCUGGCGCUGAUUGCUGAAGUACCGUUACCGAGUAACCCAUUUGCGAAUAUGAUCAAAGUAACUCCCACUUUAUGCCAAUUUAUAAGGCGUUUCAAGAGCGAUGUUUUCCCAGGCGUAGAAUAUGACAGUAAAUACCUCAACAGAGUUUCGUGUUCAAUUAAGGAGAACGAGGAUGAAGAUCUAUCCACGUCUUUAACGGCGAAAAUCGUAAUAGUGGGUGUAACUCUUUGUGGUAUGUUUGUCUAUGCAGUUUGCAAAAAUCUCGUUGAUUUGGGUAGGCUAAAUUCGUUUGUUUUAAUUGGCGAAAAAUAAACAAUUUUCAUGUG
Molecule: messenger RNA, 956 nt
Organism: Photinus pyralis (common eastern firefly)
Lineage: Eukaryota; Metazoa; Arthropoda; Insecta; Coleoptera; Lampyridae
Product: metaxin-1-like
Exons: 1
Coding region: 46-942 (298 amino acids)
Biological process (GO): mitochondrion organization
Cellular component (GO): SAM complex
Source: RefSeq, a predicted model, not a curated record